AUGUUCCAAUCGGAUGGAAGAAGCGUGGAAGCGUUGCUUAAACACAUGCCCAGACGCAGGAUCUGGGAUGUUGAAGGACGAGUGAGGGGAACUAACCUAGGGAACAAUAAGUUUCUCUUUGACUUCGACAUGGAGGAAGAUCUUGAGAAAGUCCUUCAGAAACGACCAUGUCACUUCAACAGAUGGAGCUUUGCCCUUGAAAAAUGGACACCAACAAUCAACGAAGAGUUCCCAAACUUGAUCCCUUUUUGGGCGAAUGUGGUGGGGGUCCCGAUACACUACAGGAAACAAGAAACUUUCGAGAGUGUGGGGAAAGCACUGGGAGUCUUCGAUAAGGUUGAUGUGGAAGGAAGCAAGGUACGAGUCUUUGUUAAUGGAGACAGGCCUUUGAAAUUUGAGUGCAAGGUCGGUUUCGAUAACGGAGAUGUGGCAAAGGUGUCAAUCCAAUAUUAA
This is a messenger RNA of Brassica oleracea var. oleracea, 453 nucleotides long. RefSeq lists its product as uncharacterized. The record is from RefSeq and is a predicted model, not a curated record. The coding region runs from base 1 to 453 and encodes 150 amino acids. The transcript has a single exon. Lineage: Eukaryota; Viridiplantae; Streptophyta; Magnoliopsida; Brassicales; Brassicaceae.